Messenger RNA from Daldinia childiae, 1284 nucleotides. RefSeq names its product putative integral membrane protein. Gene Ontology annotation, biological process: GPI anchor biosynthetic process. Gene Ontology annotation, molecular function: glycosyltransferase activity. Bases 1 to 1284 code for a protein of 427 amino acids. Gene Ontology annotation, cellular component: Golgi membrane. NCBI's taxonomy places the organism in Eukaryota, Fungi, Ascomycota, Sordariomycetes, Xylariales, Hypoxylaceae. The record is from RefSeq and is a predicted model, not a curated record. The transcript is spliced from 2 exons.
AUGCUCGCUACAACUCCAAAUCGCGGCGUCGUGUCGUUCUUUUUGAGCUUUCUGCUCUGCUAUGUUAUAAUCGCUCUCUAUUUGCGGUCCAAGUGCUACCGCGAUCCAUCCUCCCUCUUUUUUAGGCCUGAAUCCGCCCGAGUCCUGACAUAUUCUUCCUUUCGCAAGGCACAAGCCCGGAAAUAUGCAGAUCUAGCUACGCUACAUACCCCGACAAAAUGGGUCGCAAACUCCACCGUUCCCGAACUUUGUAUCGGCAUCGCUUCGGUGAGCCGGCAUGGGUUCUCUUAUUUGAAAGAAACCCUCGGGUCGGUGCUCGACGGCUUAGAUGAUCUUGAACGUCAACACAUCUACGUUGUCGUCUUCCUUGCCCACACCGAUCAAUCCCAACACGAAGAUUUCAACCAACCCUGGCUCAUCAACAUGGCCGACAAUCUCCCAACCUACCCAGACGACCCCGAAACCUCUGACCUUGUGCGACAGCUCGAGAUUAGCGGGGACUACGAAGCCCAUGCCCGAAAGCAGAAGAUUGAUUACACAGUACUACUAGGCGAAUGUACCAGUGUUGGCGCUAAAUACAUCAUGACCUUGGAGGACGACGUGAUUGCUUUAGAUGGGUGGUAUCACCGAGCUCUCGGCGCUUUGCAUACUGCCGCGAGGAAGACCCAAGAGCUCGGACGAGACAGCUUUCUCUACCUACGCGUCUUCUAUGAUGGUAGGCUCCUCGGCUGGAAUAGCGAGGAAUGGCCAUUAUAUGUCGAAUCAAGCAUAGCAAUAUUAAUUGCCGAAGUUUUGAUUUUGGUAACUCUUCGCUGGCGUAUCGUUAUGCUUCGUAAAACUCUGACUUAUUCGGUCGUCUUCUUACUCUGUGGGGUUUGUACUCCCAUGCUAAUCGGUCUAUUCUUCGCGGCCGGCCGUAAUUGCAUGCUACCAAAAGAACCCGGUGUUCACCUUAUGCAUAAGUACGGUUGCUGCGCCCAAGGACUCAUAUUUCCUCAGCGUCAGGUACUCGAGAACUUGCUCCCCCUAUACCGUGAGACCCACGAUAAUCACGCUGCCGUUGAUACAUUUCUAGAGGAUUGGGCCAAUAAUCACGAUAGCUUGCGCUGGGCUGUCACGCCAGUCUUGAUCCAGCAUGUCGGCGGUAAAAGCUCACACGGCGCAGGCGACCAGGAAUUGGGCUCGCUUACUGAGGACAUGCCAUUUGAUUAUUCGUUUGAGAUGAACGAUCCCAUCAAGCUCGCAAGGGAGCAUCAAGCAUGGGUUGCAGAGAUGUCGAGAUAG